Messenger RNA from Neoarius graeffei (lesser salmon catfish), 1477 nucleotides. RefSeq names its product small integral membrane protein 12 (gene smim12). The record is from RefSeq and is a predicted model, not a curated record. NCBI's taxonomy places the organism in Eukaryota, Metazoa, Chordata, Actinopteri, Siluriformes, Ariidae. The transcript has 2 exons. The coding region runs from base 107 to 382 and encodes 91 amino acids.
AAAAAAAAAAACCGGAAGUGGAUUUUGAUGUGACUUCUUGGAAGAAUGUACGAGUUGUUCUGAAGCACGACUAGUUGACUUUUAAAUUUGGGCUGUUUGUGCCACCAUGUGGCCGGUCGUAUGGGCCACUGUGCGCACUUACGCGCCCUAUGUGACCUUCCCUGUGGCCUUCGUAGUGGGGGCCGUGGGCUAUCACCUGGAGUGGUUCAUCCGGGGGCCUCCCAAACCCCCACGAGAAGAGAAGGGUAUCGCAGAGCUUCGAGAGGACCGGAAACUCGAGGAGCUGGUGGGCCGAGACAGCACGCAAGUCCUCAGUCUGAAGGACAAACUGGAGUUCACCCCCCGGGCGGUACUGGAAAAGAACCGGCCUGAGAAAAGCUAGCUAGCGUCAUGUCACUUUUCCCCCAAAGAGAUGACUCAUGCUGGUUAAUAUGCUGUAUGUAAAGACAUGUCAUUGUGUACAAUGCGAGUCCACGAUUCUGCGUCACUCUACAAUCUAUUAGCCUACAUCAGAAACGUAUCAAGUUUAUUGCUGGUGCAUUCUCACAUCCAAGGAAUUUGAUUUGGUGUUUGAUUAGUUAAAAUUUAGCAAAGAUUCACAUUGAAAUAUACACAUUUGAAAAGUGGACAUAAUUUAAGAGGUAUGUGCAGGAGUUUUUGAAGUCCAAGAUGUACAGUAUAUUUGGAAUGUGCAGCAAAAAGUCACAUGACUAUGGAGAAGACAAGUGUGUGAGAGGAAGAAUGUGUGUAGUGGGCUAAGUCAAUAACCAUGCUGUUGUACAGUGUGAGCUAGAAUAUACAAUAAUGGUUCACACAGUGGAGAUGUAUGACAUGACCUUGAAAUGUGCAAAAUUGCAGUUCAUAAUGUGCACCAACGCAGCCAUCUGCAGCAUCAUCCUGUGAUUCUUUACAUCACAGGUUUCCAACCCUGGUCUUGUACAUUUUUGAGUACUCGAACACUUGCUCUGGUAAUCAACUACUUAACGGCCCUUCCUGAAUUAAAGUGGGUGUGUUCGAGCAGGGAAAAUAUCCAGGACAAAGUUUGGCAUGAUUAUGCCCUGCUCUGUAAUGUUCUCUCACGGGAAAAAGACUGGUGAAGUUCCCCAGGCACAUGACUGUUCAGAAGCUUCUGUAUAUCUCCUUUUCACUGACUGUUUAAGACAGAGCAUGAAAGAAAGGCCUCUUGUAUAAUGUGUGACUGAACUGAAAGUGUGGAUGUGAUGCAGAACAAAAGGGAUUACAAAAUUGGUCAGAGUUGUUUAGAGUGCGGUGUGGGAAUUGCUUUUAUUACAGUUCUGUAUUAGUACCACUUUGUAUCAUUCAUCACUUCUACCUGUGCAAGGACAUACAUCAGCUUGGUCUUGAAGUUGUGUGUGACCGGUUUAGUUAACAUCAACUGUCACUUUAUUCUAGUGUUCAUAUAUUGGACUAAAGGAAAACUCCAACGUGAAACCAAUUAAAUGUUGAUAUUAAAAUA